GGUUAUUGUUAGUAAACAUUUUUUUCUUUUUUUCACGGUUGGAUACUGGUAAAUGUUGACGUAAUACCUCCAAAUCCAAUGUUGGUUUUUGAAUCUCAAUUUACAUUCCAAGUACACAAUGUCUGGUCAAGUGAGAAUUGAGAUUAUCGGAGGAGCCCAAAAAGCAAGAUGGUAUGUGAAUUUAGCAGAUUUUGCCAACAUGGUAAAGGCGUUUAUUGGGGCCAAUUAUCUGUAUGUGGCGUACGCCUUCAAGCAGAGUGGUCUGUUGCUGGGUAUUGUUGGAAUGCUGGUCAUAGCAGCUCUCACGGACCACUGCUGCCAUCUUAUAGUUCAAACCAAAAACCAUGCCAUCAACCAUUUGAUAAAAAAACAUAAAGCUGAAACUGCGAACUCCAGAUCUGAAAACAGAAAAACAAAAUACAACGACUGUGAUGCUGACUGUGAAGAGGAAAAUGACACAUCAGCUUCUAGUUCACCAAAUUUUGAUAAUGCUGCCAUUCAGAAUGAGGAAAUUGAAGAAGAGUAUCACUCUCCUGGUGGGGAGAAUAUUCAUGAGAAAAUCAGUCAGAAUAUGAGCUAUGGUGAUAUUGGUUUCUAUUGCUAUGGCAAUGUUGGUCUUGGUAUUGUAAACUUUUUCAUCGCCAUGACUCAGUUUGGAUUUUGUACAUCUUACUCUAUCUUUAUAGGAAAUACUAUACAUUCGCUGUUUCCAUAUAACAAGUGUGUAACGGAUAAUGUGACAAAUAUAACACAUUGUGAAAAAGUGUACAUACAAGAAAAUGGUACCGAUCCAUCUUUUGGAAAUGUUGAGUUUUAUAGCAUAGCUCCAGAUCUCAGGAUUUUAGUAAUCUCACCAAUACUUGUGUUCAUUCUGUUUGCACUGAUACGCAAUGUCCGUUACCUUGGAGUCGUCAGUGUUCUGGCAAACCUCUCCAUACUGUUUGGAGUUGUGUCAAUUUUCGCCUACCUUAUAUACAAUUUCAGCAAACAUGGAAAGAAGGAAACAGAGCUGUACAAUUUGCAACAUUUUUCCCUGUUCUUUGGUAUGGUGGCCGGUGCAUUUGAAGGGAUUGGGCUGGUGAUUCCUAUAGAAUCCAGCAUGGUUGGAAACAGACAUCUAUUCACCUGGUUCCUUCAUGGAGCAGUCGGUGUCCUGACCAUCAUUCUUGGUGUCUUUGGAAUCCUGGGAUACUUAACAUUUGGACAAGACGUUCAGCAAAUGCUGAAUAAAAAUCUUCCACCGGGCGAGUUCCUUGGAAUAUUUGUCAACGUCGGAAUAUGUGUUGGAAUCAUGCUGACCUACCCUCUUCAGAUUUUUCCUGUGAUAGAAAUAAUUGAGAGAUACCUUUUCCUAGAAGGUCGAAUUUUUGGCCCACCAAAAAAGAAUCAAAGUGACAAGGAUGAAACAAAAGCCCUUAUAGCAUCAGACAGAGAACCCCUAGAGGAAGAUAACAAACAUGAACUGACAGAGCAUAUGCCCAGCCACAUACCAGACAGUGUUGCUACAUGGAAGCGUAACAUGGUCCGUGUGAUUAUAGUGAUGGCCUCCUGUGGGCUGGCAAUACUUCUCAAGGACUACUUUGCCUAUGUUGGAGGCUUCAAUGGUGCAGUGGGCAGUACAGCCCUAGCCUUCAUACUACCAUGCCUGUUUCACCUCAAGGUCUGUUGGCACGACCUUCACCCUGUUUUCAAGGCCAAGGAUAUUCUCAUCAUCAUUUUUGGUGUGUGUGCUGGAUGUGUUAGUGUGGUGGCUGUCAUACAGAGGAUUGCAUCAGGGGAGACAGAGGAAUAGGAGAUACUCAACAGCUGUUUUUGUGACAAUUUUUAUAACUCAAGCUUAAAUAUUGUAAGAGUAUUUGCCCUUUGUAACAUUUUAAACAAAUACAUAUGUUUUAACAAGACCGUUUAAACAAUGGGAUGUAUUAUAGGUUCACCUGCGGUGAUGGAAGGUGUCCAGUAUGUUGUCCGAUCAAUAAUUUAGAACCUUUUGUCCAAUCAGGUGAGCAAUAUUAUAAGUAUCUAUCAUGUGUUUCAUGUACAGAUAGAAAAAUCCGACCCGAGAGCACGUGCGUAAGCCGGUAACGAGGCUUGCCUCGUUACCGGCCACACAGCUUGCCCGAGGGUCGGAUUUUUCUAUCCGGACCGGAAAAACAUGAUUGAUAUUUUUUCUUGCAUAUAUCUGAAAUGAUCAAUUUGUGGAAAGAAUGACGUAGAAAAUGAACUUUUGGACAUUUCCCCAAAAAGCAUGAGCGGCGUUGUUUACUGACGUCAUAAAGCGCAGUAUUUUCAAAUAACUAAAAAUCGCGUUUUUUACGAUUAUUUAUUUUCAAUUUUAAAUAAAAGUCUUGCAUACAUAUAUAUUAGAUUGAGCUUCAUUGAAAUGGCAUAUUUAUACCUUUCAUAAACCAUACAAUAAAAGAAAAAGAAGUGGCGCGUUGUUGCGCGUGAUUUAUCUUACAUGGGGGGUGUAAGAUAGAUUUUUCCAGCACUGGUCACAUGACCAGAAACACACGUCCGAUAUGCAAUAAAGGGCCAUCUUGGCCCUCUUGUUUACAGAGAUAUGUACCCUUUUCUUACUUAAAAUUUGCAAACAAAAAAAUGGUGUCCCAUGGCCUUGUUGAUAAUUUAAAUAAAUUUUGGUACAAAUAAUAAAAAAUGUUUAAACUUUGUUUAAUAAUUACCAAUUUUUGGCGGAGUUUCUGGCCUCUUUAAGAAUUUGAUAUUGACAACAAAACAUUUCCCACGAUUUCUUAAAUUUAAUUAUGACAGGUAAUAUGGAUUUAAAUAUAUUUUGGGACAUGUGUUUAACACUAUAAAACAGUUCAACUUUGGUUACAAUCACAAUUUUUUUAUUGUGAAAUACAAGAUGAAUGUCAAUGUAUUUACUUUAUUAUAUAUAGAUUUUUUUUUUUUAAAUAUUUGAUCUUAUUUUAUAGUUUGGCUUAAAAUUGCCUCAAAAUAAGACUCAAGAUCCUGACUUAAACGUCCCUAGACUCACUUUACUUGUACCCCCUUAUUGAACACCACAAACAGUAAUGUUUCAUUGGUGCACACCAGUGGCGUAGCUGCCGUUAUGCACAAUACGCCCGUGCGUACAAUUCGUCGCACAACUCAGAAAAUAUUUGGGGCCAAAAAUGCAAUAAAAACUGAAGGGUAAGAGAGGUGAAGCGUUAGCGGGCUGCCUAUUUUGAAUAUGUGAGACAAUAAAAUAUAAAAAAAAUCCUAUUAUUCAGUAAAAGCCUCGUUUACGGUUUUGUUGAAGGAAUGCCUUUUUUAUUUCUUUAGUUUCCCUUAUUGUUCAGUCACGAAUGAAUAGUCGAUAAAUACUGAAUAUAUCCGAACAAUGUUUACAAAGAAUGGCAAACGCCAACUUUGAACCUCCUCAUCUUGACAAGUUCAAAGAUAAUCUUCAAGCAGUUGACAAUGCUGAUAAACUAAACAUCUUAGCAGCAAAAUAGAACAUUUCUAUGAGGUUUUUUUUAUUUGUUGUCACUUGUCUGGUCUCGGACUGUUUAACGUUUACCGUGAAUGGGAAAUCGAAUCGCAAUGGGUAAUAGAGAUCUUCGCCCAGAAGAAGCAUCGACUUAUUUCAUUACUCUUUCGGGUGUAAUUUUUUGGAGUAAUCGUUGGCAAUUUCCUUCAGUGCAUACUUAAAACGACCUUUUGCUAUGAAAUAGAAGUUUGUUUCGUGUUGAAAUUGUUAAAUGAACUUAGGAAAACCUUUUAACAAACGUUCAUAUGCAUUUUCAUUAUUUAAGACAAUGUCUAUUUUUGAAUUUCCUACGAAGCUGUUUUAGACAUAGCAUUUUUGAAUUGAAUAUUCGUUGAUUAAAUGCUGAUGAUCCUGUACUAAGAAAUUAAUUUUGCUUAACAGUAUCAUUCUGACCUAUGACUAAACCGAAAACUCCAGGGGGGCGGAGCCGCCCUCACCCCCCAUUCCGCUCAUUUCAACCGCAAUUUAUGCGUAUACUUCGAAACGGCCUAGCAACGCCCCUGGUGCACACACAUACACAACAUCUCAUCUGAUUGUUUUUGUUACGUUUUAAAGCAACAGUUAACAUAUUAACUUUCAAUAACUGAAACUCCAAAUUGUAGUGAUUUAUCAACCUGGCCCCUAUUUCUCAAAACUUCUUAUGUCCCUUAUAACAGGAUUAAGCUACACUCACUAUUUGCGUUGUUCUAUAAUGUGCGUUAUAUUUAUUUAGAAGAAAUCAUUUUUCAUUUAUCAAAAUUCAUUAUUAGUAUUUAUUUUGGCUAAUUGAAAUAAGCGACUUAAGCCUGUUAAGCUGAAGAAGUUUCGAGAAAUUGGACUCAGGAAGAUUCAAACACCAUAUGCUAAAUAUAUCUCAAUGAAGGUAUUUUUGUUACAUUUUAGUGCAGAAUUUUGUUUUAAAGAUGAUUUUGUUGUGUAAUGAUUUUCAAACAGGUCUCCAAAUUUUAGGCACUGUACAUAACAUGGCUUCUCAGUAGUUUGUUUAUAUUCAUGGAUUUAAUCUUCUAACAGAGAAAUUCCUACUUGCUAUUACUGAAGAAUGCCUAGUGUUAUUCUGAGGAAUAGGUUGUAAAUGUUGCAAUAUGUUAUCAGAGUUUUAGUUAAUUAUGAUGUAUGAGUUAUGUACUCCUAAUAAGAACAUACACAUGAAACUGUAUUACCCGGUAUCAUGAUAUUGGCAAGCAUCAUGACACCUUUCAUGAUCAAUGCAUAUUCAUUAUAAAUUCAUUUAUAAAUGGCACACUUUUAUGCCCUCAUAAAGAUGGAGGGGGAUUUAGAUUUGCCCAUGUCUGCGCAUCCACCGUGCACCAUCUGUCCAUAAGUAUUAUGAGAAAUUGUGAUACUCAAAACUCCAAUAAGACAAAUAGACUUAAGUGGAAUGUUAUUUAGUGAAGUUUUGCACCUGUUUCCUGCUGCACUUAGCAAAACGACAGGUAUGGCUCUUGAAUUACCCAAACUUAGCAUAUCUCAUUAUCUGGACUUUUGUCCCUUAAAACUCCAAACCGUCAUUACCAAGAGUCAUGAAAGCUUACAGGACUGAUGUUGAGUGACAAAUUUGUGCACUUGGGGUUUCAUUUCCAGCUACAAAACCAGAGUUAUGGCAUUUCUGGACUUGUUUAACUUGUUACGCUCUUAACUUCAAAAUGAUUAGUUAUACUUGGAUCAGAUCUUUCAGGAAGGUAUUUGAUGUAAUUAAAUUUUGGAAAUCAUUAUUUUGAUGCAUAUUUAUGGAGAAUGGACAAAUUGCUUUUGUGUCAAACACUGAAUAUGGGGGAAUCUGUGUCCUAUGGUCAAAUUUAAGGUUAUAUUUUGUGGUGAAUCAUGUCUUUUCUUAAUCCAUAAUGUUAAUAAAAUAUGAGUUGAAUGUGCAGCCCUUUUGAUAAAAUAUUUUGUAUUAUGAAAUGAUAUUAUUCUGAUUGCAUAAUACAUUGUCCUUUAUUUUUUGUAUUUUAGAAAAUUUGAUUAAAUGUUUCAUUAAGUAAAAACAUCAUGAUUUUGAAAGGCAGCAUAUUAAACAGACUGUCUAUCCAUCUCGAAGGUAUCCAAUUAAUAACUUGGGGACAAUUAGGCCUGUCGACUUCAACCUAGGUAAGCAGGUUGGUCAUGACUAGGAGAUGAACCUGAAUGAUUUUGAGGUCGGUGCCAAAUGUCAAGGUUGUUGAGACAUUGAGCUGAAAUCGGUUUUUGGUCAAUACUGGUAACUGGAAAACAUGGUGGUUCCCAGGGACCUCAUCUUGGUAGGUUAUUAAGACUUAUUUUCUCAACACACAAUGUAUGAAUUUUUAUAUACAAUUUUUCAAGGGAAAAGUUGAUUUUUCCAUGCAAUUUUUCCGAUUUGUUGAUGCCAAUCCGCUUAUAAAGCAGUCUUGAUGAUCAAACGCGAUCUUGGUUGAUUUGAGACUCCUGGACAUUGCAGGAAAUAAAAUAGUAAAUUUACUUGCAAUGAAAUUGCUAGAGAAACCAGAGAAAAUGAAGUUUGGGAUGACAGGAGGAAAGACAAGUAUGAUAUAGUACAGGGAACAAAAAGUUAAAAAUGGUAGUGGAAAAAUGAUAUUUCAGAUGUCAAGAAGAGCUUUAUUGAAGCAUGUCCAAAAGAACAGGAUCAUAUCCCACUCAAAAGAAGGAUCAAAAGGAUCAUGUGAGUGCUAGCAAAUCAAUUACCAGUUUGGCGCUGGAAGCCAAUUUUGAACAAAAAAUCACUAAAAAACUUUGUUUAACACAAUGUGAAACACAGUCCAAUUUUGAAAGGAAUGGUAUUUGAAACAUUGGUAAAUGAUGUGAAUCUUAUAGUACAUUCCUGAUAUGAAACAUUGAAACAUUGCUUCAUAAGGCUACUGUAUGUAUAUUUUAGUCACAGUAUUUUCCUUCGUAUAUAUAUAUAUUAAUAUGGUUGUAUUUCCUGUGCUUGUUGUAAUGUAUUAACAAUUUUAAGGUAGCCCACCUUCAUUCACCAUUGCAAUUAUACUGCUGCCAAUAUCUUUUCAUAUUUUCCUUGCUUGUAGUAUUUAUAAAAAUAACUUGACUGGUAAGAGUAACUGUCUGUUGCCUUUUGACAAAAUAGCUGCCAAUUGCUUUAUCACUCAAUUGCACAUUUUUUCAUUGCUGGCAUCUAAUUAAGAAGCCCUUGACAGUGUAACAUUGUGCAAUUAAAGUGCAUGUAUUGUUAUUUUUAAUGCCUUCAGUUCAGUUCUUGAAAAUGAUUUUAGAAUUGUAUCAAUUGAGAAUUUGUCUUGGUCACUUAAAACAUAUUCUUUUGGAACAAAUGAUACAAAUAAAAUUAUGACACAUUCA
Messenger RNA from Mya arenaria, 6784 nucleotides. RefSeq lists its product as uncharacterized. The transcript has 8 exons. Gene Ontology annotation, molecular function: amino acid transmembrane transporter activity. The coding region runs from base 119 to 1792 and encodes 557 amino acids. Gene Ontology annotation, cellular component: vacuolar membrane. The record is from RefSeq and is a predicted model, not a curated record. NCBI's taxonomy places the organism in Eukaryota, Metazoa, Mollusca, Bivalvia, Myida, Myidae. Gene Ontology annotation, biological process: amino acid transmembrane transport.